This is a messenger RNA of Odobenus rosmarus divergens (Pacific walrus), 719 nucleotides long. Its product is annotated as calmodulin-like. The transcript has a single exon. The record is from RefSeq and is a predicted model, not a curated record. Gene Ontology annotation, molecular function: calcium ion binding. The coding region runs from base 107 to 556 and encodes 149 amino acids. NCBI's taxonomy places the organism in Eukaryota, Metazoa, Chordata, Mammalia, Carnivora, Odobenidae.
UAGGCGGCGGCGCGCGCUGCGGGUAGUGAGUGUGGAGCUCGAGCUGCAGCUGCUGCCGCCGCCGGAGGAAGCUUGAUCCCCGCGCUCCGGACACCCCGGCCUCGCCAUGGCUGACCAGCUGACUGAGGAGCAGAUCGCAGAGUUCAAGGAGGCCUUCUCCCUCUUUGACAAGGAUGGAGAUGGAACUAUCACCACCAAGGAGUUGGGGACAGUGAUGAGAUCCCUGGGACAGAACCCCACCGAAGCAGAGCUACAGGACAUGAUCAAUGAGGUGGAUGCAGAUGGGAAUGGGACCAUUGACUUCCCGGAGUUCCUGACCAUGAUGGCCAGAAAGAUGAAGGAUACAGACAGCGAGGAGGAGAUCCGAGAGGCGUUCCGUGUCUUUGACAAGGACGGCAAUGGCUACAUCAGCGCUGCCGAGCUGCGUCACGUAAUGACGAACCUGGGUGAGAAGCUGACCGAUGAGGAGGUGGACGAGAUGAUCAGAGAGGCCGACAUCGAUGGAGACUGCCAGGUCAAUUACGAAGAGUUUGUACAGGUGAUGACUGCCAGGUGAAGGCCCCUGGGCAGCUGGUGAUGCCCAUUCUCGUGAUCUCUCUCUUCUCGCGCGCGCGCUCUCUUCAACACUACCCUGCGUUCCCCGGUUCUAGCAAACACUAGUUGAUUGACUGAGAAUCUGAUAAAGCAACAAAAGAUUUGUCCCCCCCCCAAAAAACUUA